CUGGGCUCUGAAAGCCCAUUUCUCUGGGACAUCAGAUUCCAUCUCUUGCAGCAUGUACUCUCUCCAGCUCCUGUUCAGGGCCAGCCAUGCCGCCUUGCUCCUGCUUUUCUGCCUGCUGCUGGGAACCAACACAGCUCAGGAAGACACUCGACAGGUGAUGAUAAUGGACGCGAACUUGCCCCAACUCACAAGAACAAAUGAAGAAGUCACAUUGAGGCUUUCAGUUAGAACACAAUUGAGAGAAUGUAUGGUGAUCAAAGCUCACCUGAUAAGCAGCAUUCCAGUUGAUGGCCCUUUUAACUAUAAAUUCACCGGCUGCCUCUGUGAAGAUUAUCCAAGAACCUUCUAUUGGGACUUCCAGGCCAACCGCACUGUAGUCAUCGCAGCUGUGGUUGACGUCAUUCGUCAACUGAAUAUCUGCCCUAACAACAAUAAGGCAGUGAUACCCAUCGAAGCGAACCGUUUUCAUGUCUUGAAGACCCUCUACGUAAACUGAUCUUACUGGAAGGUUUUGUCUCACUGCGCCCUGCCCGAGGCGGCUUCCUCUGAGGCAACUUGGCUGGGCUGUGUGCUGUGGCUACAA
Molecule: messenger RNA, 583 nt
Organism: Hipposideros armiger (great roundleaf bat)
Lineage: Eukaryota; Metazoa; Chordata; Mammalia; Chiroptera; Hipposideridae
Gene: PIP
Product: prolactin induced protein
Exons: 4
Coding region: 53-496 (147 amino acids)
Biological process (GO): regulation of immune system process; proteolysis
Cellular component (GO): extracellular region
Molecular function (GO): aspartic-type endopeptidase activity
Source: RefSeq, a predicted model, not a curated record